AUGUCCACAUCCAUUCCGACAUCAGCACGCACAGUCGUGCUCCAAAACCACCCCUUAGCAGACCAAGACGUUGAUCUGUCUUCUUCGCCGUCGGGAACGUUUACUGUCAAAGAGAUCCCUCUCGCACAUCCAAUCCCGGAAGACUCACUCCUCGUUCAAACGCUCUACCUCUCCAAUGAUACUGGAAUUCGACACUUCAUCGAGAAGUCGGCCAAAUACGAGGAUGAUAUCCCCACUCUCCCGCUCGGGUCACCGAUCCUAGUGUUCAGAUCAAUCGUGCGCGUCAUUCAGGUUGGCGGAGGCGACGGUGUUGGAUCGUUCAAAGCUGGGGAUAUUGUUGAGAUGUGGCAAUCCCAGUGGGCGGAUUAUGUCGUUGUGAAGAAGGACAAAGCGAGACCAAUAAAGCAGAGACUUGGAAUAAGCCUUAGUGCCCAUCUAGGUACCAUCGGAAGUCCUGGAGCCUCAGCAUAUUGGGCACUGACAGACGUCUUGAAAACGAAACAAACUGGCACGAUUGUUGUGAGUGGUGCUUCAGGAGCAGUUGGAAACGUAGCAGUCCAAUUCGCGAAGCAUGUUAUGGGAGUCAAGAAUGUUGUCGGUAUUGCGAGUAGCGACGAGAAGUGCAAGUGGUUAAAGAGUAUCGGAGCAGAUGACGCAGUAAACUACAAAAGUCCGACAUUUGUAGGAGAUCUACGAAAGGCGACUCUGGAUGGUGUUGACUCGUUCCUGGACAACGUCGGCGGGUUUAUUCUAGACGAGGUGAUGAUGCGCAUGAAAUCUCAUGGUAUCAUCUGUGCAAUGGGGUUCAUGGCUGGCGAGUUCAUCAUCCUUCUUUCCCUUGAAUCGCUGUGGUUAACUUGA
Fomitiporia mediterranea MF3/22 is the source of this 861-nucleotide messenger RNA. RefSeq names its product NAD-binding protein. The transcript has 4 exons. The record is from RefSeq and is a predicted model, not a curated record. Lineage: Eukaryota; Fungi; Basidiomycota; Agaricomycetes; Hymenochaetales; Hymenochaetaceae. Gene Ontology annotation, molecular function: oxidoreductase activity, acting on the CH-CH group of donors, NAD or NADP as acceptor. The coding region runs from base 1 to 861 and encodes 286 amino acids.